This is a messenger RNA of Spodoptera litura, 790 nucleotides long. It is a transcript of the gene Psf2, whose product is annotated as DNA replication complex GINS protein PSF2-like protein. Gene Ontology annotation, biological process: double-strand break repair via break-induced replication; DNA replication. Gene Ontology annotation, cellular component: GINS complex; nucleus. The record is from RefSeq and is a predicted model, not a curated record. NCBI's taxonomy places the organism in Eukaryota, Metazoa, Arthropoda, Insecta, Lepidoptera, Noctuidae.
CAAAACUUAUUAUUAAAUUUGCUUGUUCUAAAAACUUUGUUUUCAUCGAGUAUUUGUUAUUAUAAAUAAUAGUAAGUGAUUUAUAAUGGACCCCUAUGAAGUUGAAUUCAUUGGAGAGAACAGGAUUAUAAGUGUAAUACCAAAUUUUUCUUACGACAAAAUCUACUUGAUUUGCGGUGAAUUUGGUCCAUUUCGUGCGGGUUUGCCAAUAAAUGUACCUCUAUGGCUUGCCAUGAUGUUGAAACAAAAACAAAAGUGCCGUAUAGUGCCUCCAGACUGGAUGGAACUCGAUACUUUGGAAAAUAUCAAAGAAGAAGAGAAGAGAUCUAGGUUCUUCACAAAAAUGCCAAAUGAACACUACAUGGUAGAAGCUAAACUAAUCCUCGGAACAGCAUCCGAAGACGUCCCAAACGCAGCAGAAAUAAAAACUAUUAUAAAAGACAUUUGGGAUAUACGCAUGUCCAAGUUACGGACAUCUAUGGACGCACUGAUGAAGUCCGGAGGUGGUUACGGUAGGCUGGACCACUUGACUAUGAUGGAGAUUAAUUCUGCAAAGCCAUUGCUGCCAUCGGCUAUGGAUUAUUUACUUCAAAUUCAGAAGAAAGCGCAACAAAGAGUACAACAGCCGUCAGCUCUCAACACAUCGACAUUCAGCCAAUCAGGAAGCUCUCAGAACACUUAGCACGGUGAUUACUUUCUAAUGUGCAAUAUCUAUGUUUAAGCUAUGUAAGUUAUUUUUUAAUUGUAGUUAAUUCUGUAUGUAACUUUUUUGUACGAAUUUAGUAAAUAA